Messenger RNA from Acaulospora colombiana, 7932 nucleotides. NCBI's taxonomy places the organism in Eukaryota, Fungi, Glomeromycota, Glomeromycetes, Diversisporales, Acaulosporaceae. The record is from the annotation of a GenBank genome assembly.
AUGUCUUCCAAUAACGGAGGUCAAGAAAGGACCUCGGUGCAAGUUGCUCUCCGAAUAAGGCCGAUAGACUCCAAAGAAAAACAAUCAAGAUUUCAACGUCAGGUCAUUACAACAUCCCCGUGCACUCCAAAUCAAGUGAUCGCGCAAGGGGAAAAAAAGCAAACGUUUAACUUUGACUAUGUGUUCGGUCCUGAGGCUGAACAGAAGGAGGUCUAUCAGAGUGCCGUCGAGAAAUUGGUUGAUCAAUUUCUGGAAGGAUACAAUGUAACAAUUUUAGCCUAUGGUCAAACUUCAUCCGGAAAAACUCACACCAUGGGCACCUCGCACAACUCUUCAAUAUCACCGGAACAAAAGGGCAUAAUCCCUCGUGCAAUGUCCACAUUAUUUUCCGCCAUGAACUCACCACGAUUCAGGUCGCGAAAGUUUUCUAUCAAGGUUUCGUUCAUCGAGAUAUAUAACGAGGAGUUGAUCGAUCUGCUGGCUGAUUACUCGUCAAGAGCGGAUGACGGUUGUAGGCCGCAAGUUACCAUCAGGGAAGAUUCGAAAGGGAACAUACUUUGGAGCGGUUUGCAAGAGAUUCGAGUUAAUGGGGUCGAUGAACUAAUGAGUCUUCUCGCCCGCGGAUCGUUAAACCGUCAAGUCGGGGCAACGGAUAUGAACGAACAGUCCUCUCGUUCGCACGCAAUUUUCUCUGUGACGAUGUCACAACAGAAAUUCGGUGGCUCUCCAAAUUCGACUCCAAAUUCACCAAUCAGUCCGAGCUUCUCGGGUAGUGGGCCAGAUAGCAGACCGUCUACACCUUCGAGAAUAAUUAGAUCAGCGAGUGUAAGAACGAGCAGGAAAUUUGAAGAGGGGGAGGGAGUUUCGAUCACCAGUAAAUUUCAUUUUGUGGAUUUGGCUGGCAGCGAAAGGUUAAAGCGUACAUCGGCGAUCGGUGAACGUGUCAAGGAAGGUAUCUCAAUCAACGCCGGUCUUCUCGCGCUCGGAAACGUGAUCUCGGCGCUGGGCGACCCCACGAAGGCUAAACAUACCACCCACAUCCCAUACCGAGAUUCCAAACUCACCCGUCUCCUUCAAGAUUCGUUGGGUGGAAACGCGCAAACUCUUAUGAUCGCGUGUGUGUCACCCGCGGAAUCCAACCUCAACGAGACCGUCAACACGCUAAAGUAUGCUAACCGGGCGAGAAAUAUAAAAAACACGGUGACCGUGAAUAGCGAGGAGAUAGGGUGGAAUGACUUGGAGCAUUUGCAGAUGUUGGUGUUGAAGUUGAGAUCGGAGAUUAGGGCGUUGAGGAACAACGGAAUUAAUGAAACUGGCAACGGUGCGAGUCCUACCGCUAGUAAUAGCGGAAGUGGAAGAAGCACCCCAGUUUACAUGUAUGGGGGACCUGGCUAUAGCCCUCAAAAGAGGUUUUCGAACUCUUCGCUCAACGUCGUCACGAAUGCUAAUGGUGACACCACCACUUACACCGCAAAUUCGCCUGCAUCUGCGUCACAAAAUCAAGCUGACAAGGCGGUCGAAAUUCUGGAAGAGCAAUUAUUGGAGUUGCGAAGGUCGUAUUCCGAACUUUCGCAAAAAUACGCGAAAACCACAGCCGAACUUGCCAUACAUCAGGAAAACACUGAUGGCGCUUCGGGCAUUAAACCUCGUGAUUCCUACUCACCGUCAAAGUCUUUUCACCCGCGAAAUCCUUCUGAUGAGUCCGUGCGCAGUCAAUGCUCAUCCACUCAAUUGGAAUCCAUCACGGAGGAAGAGGAACAUGCCAAAGGUCAAAACUUUCUUCUUUUAUCGGAGGAAUUCCAAAAGGCUGUUGAACCGGUGAUAGAAGAAUACGAGAAGUCCAUAUCAAACCUCGAAUCGCAACUCGCCCUGAACCGCGCCGCGAUCUACCACACCGAGACUUUGAUGCAGGAACAAGAGCUCAAACUCGAAUAUGCUGAGAAAAUCAAUGAGCAGAAUGUCUCCCUGAUCAAUGAUCUCCGUAACAAGAUCUCGGAAUAUUGUGACAAAGAUUCUGUCUCGGAAGCGUACAUCCGUGAACUCGAGAUGAGGCUGGAAAAGUAUGUUGAGGAACAGGAACGAGACCGGGAAAUGAUAAAGGAGUUGAGGGCCAAGAUCAUGCAGAUGAAAGCCAGUGAGGAGAACAACAAGGAGUACAUUCAGGAUAUAGAGAAUCGGCUGGAAGUUAGCGAACAAAAAGCAGAAAGAUUCGGGAAAGUGAUACAGAGAUUAGAGGAGAGGUUGGUUCAACGUGAAUCGGAGUUCGCCGAAUUAGAAACGAGGGUGAGGUUGUCUGUUGAGGAGGAACGACGAUUAAGUGACGAAGUCUUGAGUCGAGAUGCUAGAAUUAUGGAUUUGGAAAGGAAAGUUGACGAAUUUGUUAGUGAAUUGGAAUCGCUAAGAAUAAUUCAAGAACAAGCGAGCGCCACCGAGGAUGAGGAGUUGCUACGAGAAUCGUUGUUAGCGUCACUUCCAGGCUCUUCCCCGGACGAUUCGAUUUCUCUCCGAUCAAUGGUACCCAAUUCUUCGACGAUCAGCAAACAAGAGAACCUGUCGGUAAUCACCCUUGAAUCAAAACUACUAAAUCUGCAAGAGAAUCAUGUGAAAACCGUGAGCGAAUUAUCUGAAAUAAAAAUGAAAUAUGAGGAGUGUUUGCGUGAAAUUCACGAAUUACAAACCCAACUCAUCGAGGCUCGUCUUUAUAAUUCCGAAUUAUUCGAUGACAAUACCUCCUCCGCACCCACGACCCCGUUGACGCCGAUGUCUCCAACGGUCCCUCAAUAUAAACCGAGACUACACAGUAAUGCCAAUAUAACCUCUCUUAGGAUGUCAUUCCCUCUGGUGCCUAAGUCUAGUGAGAACACGGGUUCCCAACCAACUUCAAGCAAAAAUCUCGCAAUGACCUCGUUGAAAAGACUCUCCCAUCGACGCACAAAGUCUUUGACGCCUGAGAUUCGUGAUAAGGAAAAACGCGACUCGGUGCACAUGGCAAUCGUUCAGACGCUACAAAAAGAAUUGAAGCAACUGGAGUUGAUUAAUGAGGAAAAAUCACAAGGAUUGGAUGAGAUCAAAAAAGAGUUUGCGAGGUUAGAAUGCAAUCAUCGUGAAACUCUGGAAAUUGUUGAGGAAUUGAGGGAAGAGAUAAAGAGACGUGAUGCUCUCGCACAGAUGGAGAUAAUGUCUGUGAUCACCGCGGACUACACUGACCGAGGAUUUUCUGUGACCGCCAGCGAAUUAGAUGAGCACGAGAUCAUAUUGAGGUUAAGAGAGGAGUUGGAGCACUUGAGAGAAGAGCAAAGAAGAAUCUCGGAGAUCAUUGAGCAGAAGUUGGGGGGAAAUAAGAAAUCUGACGUUAUCGAAAAGGUUGAUGCAGAGUUAAGAGACAUAAUAGAACAACUAAAAAACGUCGAGGCCUCAUCCGAAAGAUUGGAUGGCGAUGAAGAAAAGCUCGGAGAAUUACAAGUUAAAAAGCGUGAAUUAGAGAGGAAACUCGAAAAAGUGAAUGAAGAGCAUCAAACUGAGGAAUAUGAAAGUGUCCCUUCGAAUGAGAAAUCCGACGAGUGUGAUGAUGAAAUGCAAAAUCUUAGGUUACAAGCUGAAAAGUUGCAAGCGGAAAUUGAAACCAAAAGCCACACUCUCGCCACACUAUUGCUCCCUUCCGUCGAACAUCAAGAUACAAUAAGAAGACUCGAAGAUGAGUUACAAGAGGCUCGACAAGCCUAUCGGCUCGCAAUUGAAGAAAAGAUCAAUAAGCUGACUUCGUCCCUCGAGGUUGACUCAACGAAGGAAGAAUUGCCAGGCAGCCUCAAUGUCAGCAGGAGUCCGUCGGCCGCAUCAAUGAGAGUUGUAGACUCGCGUGUUGAACACGAAGGUAAAGUGAAGUUAUUGGAAGAAAGGGUGAAGAAUCUUGAGCUUCAGUUGCUGGAAGCGAGGGAGAAACAGAAAAAUGCGAUUCCAUCGGGUCCGUUGGUCGAUCCCGCGCAGAGAACCAUUGAAGUGCUCGAAGAGAAUUUAUCGGCGCUCCAGAAAGAGUUAUUGGCCAAGACCGAGAUCAUUGAAAAUCUGAGGAAUGAAUCGGAAUUGGUUGCCGAAUUACAAACAGAGAUAGAGUCUUUAAAGUCUGACAUAAAAAGGAAAGAAGAAACCAUCGAGACCUUGAGGAGAGAUCUGGUGGAAAAGGGUAACACGCAACAAAAGAUUAGGGAAAAAGAAGCCGAGGCUGUUGCACUGAAGGCUCAACUUUCGGAGUUAAAGAAGCGUGAUGAAGAGAUGGAAAGGCAAGUCCGUGAGCUUCGGAAAGAACUGGAGGAUCUGGAAACCGUUAAAAAUGCGAACGAGGAACUUCAAUCAGAAUUAGAGGACGUGAAGCAGCAACUUAAGAUUGCCACGGACAAGGAAACUUUUGCGUUGGAACGGUUGAAAAUACUGGACGCAGAUGAGAUCAAAUUGCAACAGGAAAUACGAAGGCUGAGCGAUGUCGAGGUCGCAAAUAAUGAAAGAAUAAACGAGUUAGAAACUCGUUUGGUGCAACAAGACGAACUCGGAAGGGAAUUUUCCAAUCUGCAGAACGAAUUGGUUUUGGUCAAAGAGUCGAGGAAUUUGCAGGAAAAAAAGAUCGCGGAACUUGAAUCGCAACUUGAGAUUUCACAACGCGAACGUGAGGCCUUGGAAAACACGAUCAAUGAAUUCAAGUUGAGGACAUUGGAACAGCGUCAGCAAAUUCAGCUCGCGGAAGUGCAAUUGAGCAGUGAUUCGAACAAUAACAUAAAAAAGAUCGAAGAGUUGACCAUUGAGAUCGAGGGAUUACGUCAACAAGAAUCCGAGCGAUGUAAGAAAAUCGAAAAGCUUGAAGGGCAAUUGGCGGAGAUUCAACAAAAAGAAAUUUCCGCGAAUAUUUCAAUCAAAGAAGAACUGUCGACUUUAGAAAAUGCAAAACUGGAACUUGUAAAAAAUGUUGAAGAAUUAGAGAAAAAGCUCUCGGAGGCUGAAAAAGAAUUUGAAAAUUCCGAGAUUAUUCGGGAGGAGCUUAAAUCAUUAAGGGAACUGGAAUCGGAACAAAAGAGGACCAUUGAUCAGUUGAAAACCCAUCUCGAAGAAACGAUCAGAGAAAAAGAACUGGUGCUUGAAGAAGUGGAGAUUUUGCGAAAAGAUUUUGGAUCACAAAAAGGACUUGUCACCACACUCGAAGGAGAAUUGAAUUUGGUUAAGGAAGAGCUGAACAAGUCAAGGGAAGAAAAUCAAGAAUCAGAGAAGAAAAUAGAAGAUUUAUCGAAAGUGAUGAAGGAAACUUUGAGACAGCGCGAAGUAGAGGAAUGCAAAACUAAAGCCUUGGAGAGUCAAGUUCUAGAGUUGAGCGCGACGAAUAAGUCACGUGAAACGAGUAUGUCCAAGCUCCAGCGUGAGUUGUCGGAUGCCAAGGAUCACAAGGAAGCCCAAAAUGAACUUUUGUCAAAACUUAACGGUCAGAUGGUCGCUCUGGAGAGGGAAAGAGACGAACAACUUGAACGCGAGAGGGAAUUGACCAACACGAUUGAAACCAAAGAGAUUGAGCAAAGAGAAGCCAUCGAAUCCUUCGAAUCGAUCAUUGAUAACCUCAGGAAUCAGCUUAAAGAAGCCAAAAAUUCUUCUCGAAUGGACACGGAGGCUAUAGCUGAUCUCGGAAGUAAACUUGCGACGGUCGGAUCUCAAUUAGAGGAAGCGAGAUCAUUGGAGGAAUUGCGAUCUCAGGUAGUGAUUGAACUUGAAGUUAAACUGAAAGAGACCAACGCUGCUAUAGUUGAAAAGGAGGAAUUGCUUAUGUCCAAGGAUGCUCUCCUUAAAGAAUUACAAGCGAACGCAGAAAAGGCGAAGAUCCAACUUGACAAUGCUAAAAUUUCAGAAGCAAUGGAGUCCGAUCGCGCAAAGAAACUUGAGGUACAGCUCUACGGAAUUCAAUCACGGCUACAUGAUCUUUCACCUUCAGAAUACGAAGAAGUCAAACCAACCAAGUUUGUGAUGGAAGUUGAACUCAAGUUAGUAACCUCGGACAACAUCGAGGAAUUAAAAUCGGCGCUCGUCGAGAUAAAGGCCGAACUUGAAAAGGCUAGGGCAGCCGAGGCCGAACAAGCCGAAAUUAUUAAAACUUUGGAGCUGCAACUUCAAGAAGCGGACAGGUGCCGGGACGAGGAAAUCUCCAAGGUGAAAUCCGCCACGGUUGAAGUCGAAAGGCUCAAGGUACAAUGUAGGAGCUUGCAGCUCGAGCUUGACGAUGCUCACAAGGAUUCCUUGAUUGCAGGUUUUCAAAAAGUUGAUGUUUCCAUAGUCAAAGAUCUCUCGAAGCAACUGAAGAAAGCAAACAGGGAAGCUGAGAGUCAACGUGAUCGCGUUGAUGAGUUGGAGAAAAUUGUUAAGCAACUUGAAUUUGAGAAAGAAGACAAGGAAAAGCAAAAUGAAAAUCUUCAGCAGCAAAUUGAACAGCUAAAUAUAAAAUUGAAAUUAGCGACCCAAGAACCUCCCGAGUUCGCCGACACUGACGUGAUAUCGUCAAUUUGUUCUCCGACAAAUGAAUCUGUCAGCAGUCUUGCCCUCUCGAAGCUAUCGACGGCGAACGAGAGUUUGCGUAAAACAAACGAAAAUCUGAAUCUCAAGAUUCUUCAAGCUCAGUCCCGGAUGACCGCUUUGACGCAAAGGAUAAUGAGUUUAGAACUUGAUCUCAAGAAUCUCCAACUCAUUGGCAAGGACGACCUCGCUGGAGAUUCGGUUUUGCAAUUUAAGAACAAGAUUGCGAAUCUCGAGGCUGAGAAAGAAGGAUUAACGCAAGCCAACGCAAUGUUCUCCGAGGAACGCAAGAAGCUUGAUCAAAAAAUAGAAUCAUUACUGGAGCAAAUUACACUAUCAGGCAAAGAAGGGAAUGAAACGGCUGCGCAAUUUUCCGAACUCAAUGAGAAAAUUAUUGAACUCGAGAAAGAGAUUUCUGACCUAAAGCAAAGGACCGUGACGGAAAGUCAAGAGAUGGAAAGAGAGAUCGCGAGAUUAUUGGAGGUUAACAAGAAACUUGAAGAGGAAAAGGGGCAGGCUAAAGAGGAAUUCAUCAAAGGUUCAACUUCGGAAAUCGGACCAACGCGUGCCCAAAGCUUGGAUAACUCAAUGUACUCGAAAUUCUUGUGUCAAGAGAGCACCAUAAUUCAACAAAACAAUCUCAUCAAGGCUCUUCAGGAAAAGAUCAUCGAACUUGAGCUUCGCGAUGAGGACGAUUCCAUAAAUGAAUCGAGCGGCGGUAUGUCUGUUACGGACCUUGACGCGGUUGGUGGUUUCCGCGCGUCGGAGACGACCAAGAAGAAACGACCUGGAGUUUCUGCAAUAACGAAUUUACCGGUGACCCCUCCAUCCACACCACCACCAAGUCUACCUUUACCCUCACUGCCGGCUUCAAUAGGUUCAAUAGGUUCCAACUCUUGUUCGCGGUCCUCAACGCCUGGAUGCGUUUCGCCACCCCCGCGAAGCAAUUCUGCAUCAAGACCUGGUUCAAGGACGGGCUUCGUAGAUCUUGCUAAUGCGUCGGCUGUGGAGCUUUCGGUGGAAAUUCACAGGCUGCAUCGAAAAAUUUCAAAGAUGGAAGAGGAAAAUCUUGAAAACCAGAGAAAUGUCGAGACCUUGGAAACUUCUCUAUCGGAAAAUGAAACGAAUCUUCGUGUGGCAAAACAGCAGCUACAAAUCUUACAACGCGAGAAAACGGAUUUGCUGGAUCAAAUAAAAAGUCUAAGGUCGCAGUUGGAUGAGACUACCGCGCAAUUCGAAAAUGCGAAAUCAUACGUGCAAGAAGAGAAGAAGGUCAUAGAAACAGUGCUGGAAGAGGAAAGGAGAGCCAAGGAAAGCGCCGAAAAGGCCAGAAGACAGCUUGAAAAUCGUAUGGAAGAGCUUAUGGCAAAGAAAAGCAAGUUUAUGUGCUUCUAG